This is a messenger RNA of Salvia hispanica, 786 nucleotides long. RefSeq lists its product as uncharacterized. The record is from RefSeq and is a predicted model, not a curated record. Gene Ontology annotation, cellular component: Golgi apparatus. NCBI's taxonomy places the organism in Eukaryota, Viridiplantae, Streptophyta, Magnoliopsida, Lamiales, Lamiaceae.
AUAACAUUUUCACACUUGCGUCCAAUUUCAAAAUGGCACCCAAACGGAAACCGACAACCCCCGAAGAAGCCGCCCCCGUUGUCCGGAGGUCCGCCCGCCUCUCCAGCGCCGCCGUCGUUGCCGACCCCGAGCCACCCAAGAAGAAGCAAGCCAAACCUAAAGCCGAAACCAAAACCAAGGCUGAAGCCAAAGGCAAAGCCAAAGCCGAAACCAAAACCGAAGCCAAAGCCGAAACCAAGGGGAAGGCCUCCGAGGAAGCAGGUGGAGAGGCGGUGGAGAAAGCGAAGACUAUCGUGAUAGAGCACUGCAAACAGUGCAACCAUUUCAAGAAGAGGGCGAUUCAAGUGAAGGAGGAGCUUGAGAAGGAGGUCGCCGGAGUCAACGUGGUGGUCAACCGGGAGAAGCCGAGGAGGGGCUGCUUCGAGAUUCGCGAGGAAGGUGGAGAGGUCUUCGUGAGCUUGCUGGACAUGAAGAGGCCCUUUCCGCCGCUCAAGGCACUCGACAUGGACAAGCUCAUCUCCCACAUUCUUCACAAGAUCCGAUGAUUCUGGUUAGCUCUACUUUUUGGGAAUUUUGCUAUCUAAAUCUAAAUUCUAUUCUCUGCUUCCAAUUACUGGGAUUGGAUUGGAUGAAUUCUAAUUUGAUUAUAAUGCAGCAACUGAUUCCACAUUUCUAGCAUCCACUAAUAUUAGGACUGCUUCUUUUUACCUAAAUUGGUUGUAAUCCUUUCAUCUUUUGCACUUAAGACAAAUUAUUAUCUUUAAAUUGGAUUUGUGCUUUUCAAUC